This is a messenger RNA of Rotaria sp. Silwood2, 1023 nucleotides long. Lineage: Eukaryota; Metazoa; Rotifera; Eurotatoria; Philodinida; Philodinidae. The record is from the annotation of a GenBank genome assembly.
AUGAUUAGUCCUACAAGAAUUGCGAAACUGUUACUCGAACGAGUGACUGAAAACGAAGGACCACACCAUCGCGGAACAAGAUCAAGUUUACGUGAGGAAGAAAUCAUCAAUUCCUUACUUACAAUGAUCGACAAUAUUUCUAAUUGCACAUCGUAUCAAAUUGAAUCGAAUGCGACUCUCGAUUACGAUGACGAAGAAGAAUCUGGUGAUUUCGAAGAGGAAGAUGCUGACUCUGCUGAUGAAAGCGUUGAUCCUAGCUUUGAUGAGUCAGCAGAGGCUGAGAAUAUGACGAUCAAAGCGAAUUUUAGUCUCGAUUAUAUGAAAAAAGUCAUCGAAUAUUAUGAUGCACGUGACUCACAAGGAAGAAGAAAACACACAUGGAAGUCUACUCAACACCGAUUCAAAUCUGUUCCUCACCGACAAUAUAUUACUCGUUUUCGUCACUACAUUGAACAACAUGGUACUAAACGAGAAAAGUUACAAAUCAUCGAUGAUUUUGUGUAUGACAUGUUUGAAGAAGCUCGAGAUAAUGUUUUACCUGUUCAUGAUAGAGAUUUAAAACGAUGGGCACUACAAAAAGCUGCUGAAGAUUCAAGUCUUAUAUUUGAAGCAUCCGAGUACUGGUUGCGAGUCUUCAAACAUCGUCAUCGUAUUUGUUCGAGAAAAAUUACAAAAUUAGUAACUCGUCAUCAUGCAGAAGACACUGAUGCUAUUAUUGAAUCUGCAGAUUCAUUUGUACGUGAUGCUAAAAGACAGAUGCAGAACUAUACACAUGAAGAAAUUCUAAAUACUGAUCAGAUCGGAUUGGAAUUAGAGCUUUACUCCAGUAGAACUCUUUCGUAUGAGGGCGAAAAGGUUACUAUGACACGUGUCAGAUCAAAAAACGCUACGACACAUUCUUACACAGUCCAACCCAUGAUAUCUGCUGCUGGAAAAUUGGUCGGUCCUGUCUUUCUUUGUUUGAAGGAGCCAAAAGGCAAGAUGAGUGAAAGUAAGUUAAUCUACCAUUUAUCUCAUAUGUAA